UGGACCCUUCCACUAAGUCAAACCCUCAAGUUGCCUCCUUUCCUGGGCCCUCAGGUCCUUUCCUGGGUCCUGUGUCAGUGUGUCCUGGGUCUGCAUCUGCCUGAGGGACCUUCCCCUCUAUUCCAAGAUGGAAAUGGAUUCUGAAAGUCUUUGCUCAGUUCCCCUCUACUGGGUCCCCUGCUCUUACCACAGAAGUGAUGGAGAGAGGAGGUGUCCACAUAAUCUUUGAAAUGGGGUCCCCUCCUCAUCCCAUGUCUGCUCCCAAACCUCCAACCUCUCCCUGCUCCCUCAUUAACAACCUGAGCUUUUCUAGGGCCAACCAUCUACAUGACUUCAGAGACCACAAGCUCCCAGCAUCCACUCCAGGUCGAGGACACUUGGACAGCUCCACUUCUUUGGCCCCUCUUCCUGGACCAAGGGCAGCUGUUCCCAUUUAUGAGUGACGUCCACUGCACCUUCCAGCUCCUCUGAGGAAUGCAGGAGCACAUGGCACUCCUUGGCUUCGUGGUGGUGUUCAGCUGUUAGGCACUAAAGAACAGAAAAGUCACUGUUUACCUUCCCUUCCUGAUCAUCAGCACCAUGGACAGUGUCUCGGGACCACUGGUUCCCAGGCUCUGCAGCAAGGAGGAGACAGUGGAAGGCAGUGAGAGAGAGGUGUGGGAAAGAGGGAGUGAGGGCAGUUUUGCAGAUUGAUUCUCCACUAAUUUCUGUUUUAUGAGUCCUCUGCAGAUUGAGGGACCUUAGGGUCAUUGCAUGUUUACCACCUCUUGUGCUUGUCACAUGACUGCACCCCUGAGUGUGGCACUGGGGAGACUGAGAGCAAGCUCUAACUCACAGUGAGUGUUUCUGUUCCUGAGAGUAAGGGAUGGGUGUGUGGCUCAGUGGCAGAGCUUUUGCCUACCAUAGGCAACUCCCUGUUUGAUUAUCAGGAGGACCAUAUCAGUCAAUCAAUCAGUCCCUUGAGAUUCAGGACAAUAUUUUCCCCUAAAAAUGUAGGAAUCUUUUCAUGAUUAAUUUCUUGCCUCAGUGCCUGACCUUUUUUUUUCUUUUUCUUUUUCUUUUUGUGAUGGGAUUUUUCAAGAUAGAGCUCAUGAACUAUUUGCCCAGCCUGGCUUCAAACCACAGUCCUCCUGAUCUCUGCCUCCUGCAUAGCUAGUAUUACAGGCAUGAGCCACGGGCAUCUGACUCAGUGCCUGACCUUUUUAAUGACCACAUCACCCAACUUGAAGGCACUCUGAGUCCUCCCCUCCCCAAGCCUCUGAUGGAGAUAGACACAAACACAUCUCUUCUCACCAUCCAGCCCUCCAAGGUCAACCCCAGGCCAAGUUCUUCCCCAGCCCCGCUGCAACAGGAUGACCUCCUUGAUGUUCUUUCUCCAGAAAGGCAGGUUCCAGCCUCUGUUUCAGUAGCCUGUGCUCCCUGCCCAGUAGCUCAAACUUACCCUUCUGCCUGCCUCAAAGUCAAAUACUGAAGCCACCCGCUCCCUCAGGUGCUAAUGACUCCCCACCCUCUGUACCUUAUCCUGUCCUAGUCAGUUGCCAACUGGUCCCAAGAUUCCCCUGAGCAUCUGCAGGGAUGGUGCUCACAGAGGUGAUGACUCACGGCCAUGGCCAGAUUUAAAGGGAAUGAAAAGAAACUUGGGGUGGAAUAAACAAGCAGCAGAUCAUGUUCAGCCUCCUUCUUCACUGCUCAAGUGGACUGUGCAUGGCUAUCAGACAAGGAGAUGAAAAGAAACCUCACGACGUCCAGUGAACAUUUCCUUCUCAUCGCCUCUUUUACCUGUGGGCAACACCGGACCCACACAGCUACCCAGAUGUAAGGCUCCACCAUCUGGGCAUGGGUAGGUGAGCAAACCUCAAACACCAUCACUUGUAAUUCACAAACACUCCACCCUCUGCAAUGACGGUGUCCAUUGUCACCAAAUGUGGGUGCGCCACUCUCCCUCACAGUCAGGGAAGUGGAAAUGCAUCCCUCAUGCCUUUGUCUCAGAAGGUGAAAAUAAACAAAAAUAAAU
This is a messenger RNA of Castor canadensis (American beaver), 2014 nucleotides long. The record is from RefSeq and is a predicted model, not a curated record. Lineage: Eukaryota; Metazoa; Chordata; Mammalia; Rodentia; Castoridae.